CUCCACUCAAACACCCCAACGGGAAAGGUUUGGAAGGAGUCGCAGACGGGGCGGAACACUCCUAGAAGCAGGCACGGCCGCGGCAGGUGACGGAGAACAUGGGCGACUACGGCGACUGGCGGGCGAUCACGCCCGACGAGGUGCUCGGGUACAACGAGGCGACGCAGGGCUAUCUUUGCCCACAUUCCGCCAACGUCUACGGGAUUGAGUUUAUCGAGUUCAAGAUCCGCGACCUCGACUCGGGCGCUGUCUUGUUCAACAUGCGCAAGCCGGACGAUCUCGUUCUGCCGCCGCCCGUCGAGGGCGACAACUCGGGCCGCUUUGUCUCGUACGACUUUGGCGCUGCCUUUCUCCGCUACAAGACCAUCGGCACCGCCCUCACCUUUUCCGUCGGCCCCGAGCCGGUGCCCAACUUUCGCAUGAUUGAACGCCAUUACUUUGGCGACAAGCUGCUCAAGUCGUUUGACUUUAACUUUGGCUUCUGCAUCCCUAACUCGACCAACUCGUGGGAGGUCAUCUACGAGAUGCCGCAGCUCACGCCCGACGAGGAGGCCGCCAUGAUCGCUGCCCCUUACCACACCAAGAGCGACUCGUUUUAUUUCGUCAACGGUGAGCUCAUCAUGCACAACAAGGCCGAGUACGGGUUCUCCGCCCCCGACGGCGCGUCCGAAGACUGAAACAAACACUACCACACACUCGC
Molecule: messenger RNA, 700 nt
Organism: Thecamonas trahens ATCC 50062
Lineage: Eukaryota; Apusomonadida; Apusomonadidae
Product: Unc119b
Exons: 1
Coding region: 99-677 (192 amino acids)
Biological process (GO): cilium assembly; lipoprotein transport
Cellular component (GO): cilium
Molecular function (GO): lipid binding
Source: RefSeq, a predicted model, not a curated record